Spodoptera exigua (beet armyworm) is the source of this 2309-nucleotide messenger RNA. The record is from the annotation of a GenBank genome assembly. Lineage: Eukaryota; Metazoa; Arthropoda; Insecta; Lepidoptera; Noctuidae.
CUGUCCUAAUAAGUGUGAGCGAGAGAGAAAUGUCAGGGCUAUAGAGCGAAGAUGCGCUUAGUAACGCAACGCAAUCGCAGAGGACGUGUCGAUAGCAACAUACGGCUAUAAAAUAAUAUUUUUUAUCGCGAAAAUCUCGAAACUAACGACUUCAAAAUUAACUUGUGAAUUAUAAGAUAUAUAACAAAAUAUUUGACUUCAUUACAAAAUAAAAACUACGUGAUAGGCCAAAUCGUGAUCGAACUUUAUUUUCAUUGUCGAUGUAAACAAAAGAGGUGUGUUGUUAUAAUAAUGUAUUUGUUGCGGUGAAGGGGCGUGAAUGAGGUUCGUGCCGGACGGUCUCGCGAGGACUUUAAAACGAAAAUACUGGAGGAUGAGCGGCAUCAAUCGAGAUGCCCCUGUGGGCAUACAACUCAUUCAAAAACUCAGUAACUAUUGUUGCCCGCGACUUCAGAUCAACAGACUACGAUGGUACCAAGGUUCGGUUCUCGUGCUGACAUUCUUCACGUACAUGACGUACCACCUGACUCGGAAGCCAAUAUCGGUGGUGAAGAGCGUCCUGCACCAGAACUGCUCGGCGCUGGUGCCCCCGCCGGGGACAGAUCCCAGCGAUGAUCAGUGGUGUAAUUGGGCGCCGUUCAAUACGGCGGACGCGAACACGCUGCUGGGGACCCUGGAUUCCGCGUUCCUGUUCUCGUAUGCGGGCGCCAUGUUUGUGUCAGGUAUGGUAGCGGAGCGAGUGGACCUCCGUUACUUCCUGUCGUUCGGUAUGCUGACGUCCGCCAUAUUCUGCUACCUGUUCGGUAUCGGGAGGACUUACAACAUCCACAACAUCACCUACUACCUCCUAGUACAGGCUGGCGCCGGUAUCGCGCAGACGACGGGCUGGCCGGGCACCGUCGCUAUAGUGGGCAAGUGGUUCGGGAACAGCAAGAAAGGCCUCAUCUUCGGGAUAUGGAACUCUCACACCUCACUCGGGAACAUACUGGGUACAAUAAUGGCGGCGGAGUACGUGGACUCGGACUGGUCGCUGUCCUUCAUAUACCCGGGGCUGGUGAUGGGCGCUGUGGGCGGCGUGGUCUGGCUGUUCCUCGCGCCGGACCCUCGACACCUGGGGCUCGCCGCCGCCGUCAAUGGCAGGAAUUCUCCGUCGCGUCAGUCGACGCGAUCUGAUGAAGAGGAUGAAGGAGAGGAAGAUGACGAGUCUUCAGUCAUUGUUGGAGACCAGUCGGCGAGUCUCCGGCCGAACAGAUAUUCAGCCAAUGCAGCGCAAAGUCAGGAGGACGUGACGGAGCGCACGUCCCUGCUGCGCGCGCCGGCGGCGGACGGCGCGGUGUCCCUGGGCCGAGCACUCGCCAUCCCCGGGGUUGUCGAGUUCUCGCUCUCUCUGUUCUUCGCCAAGCUGGUCAGCUACACCUUCCUCUACUGGCUACCCUCAUACAUCCGGUAUACUCUACCGAACCUGUCAGCCCGGCAGUCGGGCGAGCUGAGCACAGUGUUCGACGUGGGCGGUGUCCUGGGCGCCAUACUGGCCGGCCUCGUCGCCGACUGCAGCGCCGCGCCCGCCCUCGUCUGUGUCUGCUUUUACUGUGUCUGCGCGCCCAUGUUGUUCCUAUACCAGUGGUGGGGAGGCACCUCGUACCUCAUGUCAGUAAUCCUGCUGGUGAUGACGGGCGCGCUGGUCAACGGUCCGUACGCACUAAUCACCACGGCUGUCAGCGCCGAGCUUGGCACGCACCAUUCGCUGGCAGGGAACAGUCACGCUCUAGCCACUGUUACAGCAAUCAUUGACGGGACGGGCAGUCUAGGCGCGGCGAUAGGUCCAAUGUUGGCUGGCGUGGUAUCGUCCCACUCGUGGACCCACGUCUUCUACAUGCUAAUAGCGUGCAACUUCAUGGCGCUCUUUCUGCUGCUCAGGAUAGCAUACACUGAAAUGCUGAAAAUCAAACAGGAGAGGCGCAUGGCGUCUCCGCCGCGAGUACGCGUCGAGUAAACGCACAAUAACCGCGCCGUAUACGCACCGUGACCGCACAGUAUACGCACAGUUACUGUGCCAUUCUAUAGGACUAAUUAAUAAAAUUCAAAUAUUAAAAAUAUCAACAAAAUCUUUGUCUAAUUUUUUUAAUUAUUUUUGAGCCUUUUUCACAAUUUAUAGCAGGAAAAACCAGUAUAAACUGACCUUUAUAUUCGUGAAAAGAUCAUAGGGAGAGAGACCAAGAUAUUCUGGUUUUAUAUAACUCGAUGUUCAGUCAUUUUAUGAGAUAAAUAACAUGAUUUGUAUGAGAUAUGUGUCAUAUAAGUUGUUGGCA